AUGCAUAGACCAAACCACCCCUACCCCCCACCACCACAUCACCACCACCCUCCACCACCUCACCACCACCCUCCUCCACCACCUUUUGUUAAUGAUCACCACCAUCCACCACCCCCUCUUGUUAAUGAUCACCUUUAUCCACCACCUCCUUUUGUUCAUAAUCACCACCAGCAUCCACCACCACCUCCUCCCUUUCACCGCCAUAAUCCACCACCACCACCUCCACCUCCUCCAGUUGUUCAUCAUCAACCACCGCCACCACCUCCUAUUCAUCACAACACUUUGCCACCAAUUCAUUACCACCACCCUCCUCCUCCUCCACCACCACCACCCCAUCAACCACUAUAUCCGCACCACCACUUUUGA
Helianthus annuus (common sunflower) is the source of this 366-nucleotide messenger RNA. Its product is annotated as extensin-1-like. The transcript has a single exon. The coding region runs from base 1 to 366 and encodes 121 amino acids. Lineage: Eukaryota; Viridiplantae; Streptophyta; Magnoliopsida; Asterales; Asteraceae. The record is from RefSeq and is a predicted model, not a curated record.